This is a messenger RNA of Xenopus laevis (African clawed frog), 2976 nucleotides long. RefSeq names its product eukaryotic translation initiation factor 5A S homeolog (gene eif5a2.S). Gene Ontology annotation, biological process: translational elongation; positive regulation of translational elongation; positive regulation of translational termination. The record is from RefSeq and is a predicted model, not a curated record. Gene Ontology annotation, molecular function: RNA binding; translation elongation factor activity; ribosome binding. Bases 197 to 661 code for a protein of 154 amino acids. Lineage: Eukaryota; Metazoa; Chordata; Amphibia; Anura; Pipidae. Gene Ontology annotation, cellular component: cytoplasm; endoplasmic reticulum membrane. The transcript is spliced from 5 exons.
UUCUGCGGCCUUCGUUUUUGAGCAUGCGCACUUCUCGCCUAUAGCCCUGCCACUAAAUUAUCCGGAAGUAGAGGGGCCGAUCUGAGAGAAGCUUCUGUUGGCCCCUCCUCUCCUGGGCUGCUGCAGUGAAAUUGGGCGCGUUUGCGCAGUGACGUUCCUUUUUAUUUGUUGGAAGUACUCGUAUCCACCCAGCAACAUGGCAGAUGAUAUAGAUUUCACCAGUGGAGAUGCCGGGGCUUCCUCCACUUUCCCCAUGCAGUGCUCGGCUCUGCGCAAGAACGGCUUUGUGGUUCUGAAAGGACGUCCCUGUAAGAUUGUUGAAAUGUCAACAUCCAAGACUGGCAAACAUGGGCAUGCCAAGGUUCACCUGGUUGGUAUUGAUAUAUUUUCCGGUAAGAAGUAUGAAGAUAUUUGUCCUUCUACCCACAACAUGGAUGUUCCAAAUAUUAAAAGAUGUGAUUACCAACUGAUUGGUAUUAUUGAUAAUUACCUGUCCCUUCUGAGUGACAAUGGUGAUGUCCGUGAAGAUCUGAAGAUACCAGAUGGUGAUUUGGGAAAGGAAAUAAUAGCUAAACAUGAAGCAGGAGAGGAGAUUUUGGUCACAGUCUUGACUGCAAUGAGUGAGGAAUGUGCUGUAGCCCUCAAGGCCAUGACUAAAUAAACAGGGAUCCCCCAGGCUGGAGCAGACUGCUCAGGUCAAGAUAAAACCACAGAUCUUCAAUUUGGUUCUGAUUGUCACCAAAGCUAUGGCCUUCACAAAGGACCUCAUUUCCUUUUGACUUGUUUUUGCAAUUACUGCUGGUUUCUAAAUUUGUUUGUGCAAGUCAACUGGCAGUCUUCAAAGUCACUGCAGUUUAAAAUUCUGUUAAUGAUUUGGUUGUUACCUUUUCAUAUUUCUAUUGGUGCUUAUUGUGAGGGUCCAACUAAACAUAUAAAGUACUUAAAGGGCGUCUGCUUAAUCACAAUGCAUACAAAUUUAAUCAGGCCUUUGGUUUAAUUUGUAAAUUGCACCUAGAAUAAAAAGGUAGCUCAACUGGGCUGUGUCCUAUUAAACAACAACAACAAUUUUGGUAUAACUUUUACUAAUAGUGUAGAGUAAAUAAGAACUUAAGGAGCAAGUUUAAAUCUUAUGCAUGUUUGGCUAUGGUUUAAAUCUCUGUUUGGAAGAUCUUGGGACUGCUGAGUUCUUGGUUUGUUUUUUUGAGAUGCCAGUUGAUUUGCCUCUUUCCUAGCCCUCCAUAUUAAUAGAAAAAGAACUGGUGGCCAUGUGCAACUAAAUUGUAUUACCUCUGUACUCUCCUAAGCCAGUGUAUUGGCUUGCAUAUUGUAAACUUCUAAAAUGGUGUCAAAGCCUGCCUACAGUCUAGUCAGGCAAUCUGUAUGUUGGGUGAUACUACACAGCAGGCAUUUGUGGCACAAAUGAGUGUGCUACAGAUAUUCACUCGAGGCCUUUGUGAUCAGACUGAAAAAAAAUAAUAAAAAUAGAAAAAUGCAGUUCAGUUGCUUCUUUUCUUUUAUUGUAUUUAUCUUGAAAUAUUAAGACGGAGUAAAGAUUUUCCGAGGAAUUUGUUCUAAAUGCUUCCAGCGCUUUUCUUUUUCUGCAGCAAAAUGAUUUUAAUGACACUAAAUCACACUUAAUUUUGCUAAAACUUUAUUAGACAUUUUGGAAAACUGAACACUUGCAUUUAAUAUCUUAAAUAUGGACUUCUUAUUUUGCUGCAAAAUCUCUCCUCAUUGCUUGAGCUGAUAUCAAGAUUGGUUUCAAGGGAAGGGUUGUAAAGUUUCAUAACUAACCUGUUCUGUAAAUUCAGUGCAGUGUAAGAUGUUCUGAAAGUAGUUGUCCUACCAAUCCUUAUUGUAAAGGAACCAGAUAACUGCUUUUUUGUUUCAAUUAAAGAUGCUGGUUGUUAAAUCCCUUUCUUAGUAUAUAUCACUUCCACUGAAUGUUAAUCAUUUAAGUGGUUUCUGACUAUGCUAAGAAGUGGAAAUACAUUUGAUUAUCAAAAUGUAAAGCUUGCCCCCGUGAGUUAGAAUUGCAGGGGAAGCCCUUGCCAUGUUGAAACACAUCACACACUUUAACUUUAGAUUUCUCGAGCAUUCCUUGCUUGUUCUUGCACCUUUUGAAGGAACUCCUACAGUCUUUAUCUUAAAUAUAAAGAUUUGCAUGUGCUAUUAGUUCUUCCCAAAAUUGAUCCUUAAAAAUUAAUUUUUAUUUCUACUGACCAAUAGCAAACCAUUGGAGGAGCUUGGCUCUGUCUGGGUGCUUCUCUAAAGCAGCUGUUUGGUUCAUAAAAGUAUCAAGCAAUAAGGAGAAUUAGAAUUAUGUCAAUGUUUGUCAAACAAUACGCCCCACAUCACCUGCUUUUAAUGUGUGUAAAGUAAAUGUUCAUGAGAAACCACUGCCCUACUUAUCAACAGAUGGUGAAAUAGAGGUUCAGAUGUACUUGAUGGCUUCCAUUUGAGGCAUUUUACCUAAGAAUGCCAAAAUUGCCCAAGGGGUUGUGUAUUGGCUUUUUUUAUACAUUGGAAGGGGAAGCAUGAUGUAUUAUCCUGAUGUGUUCCCUCAGCACUUAUUUCAUUUUUUGUUUGUUUGUUCUCGGCAUGCUAUUAACAUUGCAAAUAAUACCUAAUGUAAAAGAAAACUACAGUGAUUAGGGUCCGUGUAUCAUUUUGAAACCUGAAACCCACUAGCACUACAAAAUGUAACUAGCUAGGAAAUGUUAAUACUUAACUAAACACUUUAAAAAGCUUCAAGGGAUUUAAUUGGUCAUGGAAACCUAUCUUGUUAGGUUUGUGUAUUGUAUUCUGCCAUCUCAAGUUGUACAGAACAAGAAUUUGAAACCAUGUAUAUUUUGCAUUUCACUGUUAAGUUAAAACUGAUUCGUUAAUCAAAAUGUAAAGUUUAAAGAUUGUUACUAGCCUAUAAAAUUGUGGAUUGAACAAAGUUAAGAUAUCAAUAAAGCAUAGGUGAUUUCA